GCAUGAACGCGGCCGUCCGCGCCGUGGUCAGGGUUGGCAUCUACACAGGUGCCAAGGUCUACUUUGUGCAUGAGGGCUACCAAGGGCUGGUGGAUGGUGGAGACAACAUCAAGGAGGCCACCUGGGAGAGCGUCUCCAUGAUGCUGCAGCUGGGGGGCACCGUCAUCGGCAGCGCCCGCUGCCAGGACUUCCGCACCCGCGAGGGCCGCCUGAAGGCCGCCCAGAACCUGGUGAAGCGCAGGAUCACCAACCUGUGCGUCAUCGGCGGCGACGGCAGCCUCACCGGCGCCGACACCUUCCGCGCCGAGUGGAGCAGCCUCCUGGCCGAGCUGCAGAAAGCAGGGAGCAUCACGGCGGAGGAGGCGAAGCUCUCCAGCUACCUGAACAUCGUGGGCAUGGUCGGCUCCAUCGACAACGACUUCUGCGGCACCGACAUGACCAUCGGCACCGACUCCGCCCUGCACCGCAUCAUGGAGAUCGUCGAUGCCAUCACCACCACGGCGCAGAGCCACCAGAGGACCUUCGUGCUGGAGGUGAUGGGACGCCACUGCGGCUACCUGGCGCUCAUCACCGCCCUGGCCUGUGGGGCCGACUGGGUCUUCAUCCCUGAGUCCCCCCCGGAGGACGACUGGGAAGACCACCUGUGCCGCAGGCUCACCGAGACCCGCCUGGGUGGCUCCAGGCUGAACAUCAUCAUCGUGGCCGAAGGAGCCAUCGACAGGCACGGCAGGGCCAUCACCUCGGAGGACAUCAAAACCCUGGUGGUGAAGCGCCUGGGCUACGACACUCGAGUCACCAUCCUGGGCCACGUCCAGCGCGGGGGAACCCCCUCGGCCUUCGACCGCAUCCUGGGCAGCAGGAUGGGGGUGGAGGCGGUGAUGGCCCUGCUGGAGGGCACCCCGGACACCCCUGCCUGCGUGGUCAGCCUGUCCGGGAACCAGGCUGUGCGGCUGCCGCUGAUGGAGUGUGUGCAGGUGACCAAGGAUGUGACCACGGCGAUGAACGAAGGACGCUUCGAAGAUGCCCUGAGGCUGAGGGGCAGGAGCUUCCAGAACAACUGGAACGUCUACAAGCUGCUGGCACACAUCCGCCCGCCCUCCACCAAGAGUGGCCACACCCUGGCAGUGCUCAACGUGGGGGCUCCGGCCGCUGGCAUGAACGCAGCUGUGAGGUCCACCGUGAGGAUUGGCCUCAUCCAUGGGCACCGCAUGCUGGCCGUGCACGACGGCUUCGAGGGGCUGGCCCUCGGCCAGGUGGAAGAGAUCAGCUGGGAGAAGGUCGGCAGCUGGAUAGGGCUGGGAGGCUCCAAACUGGGGACAAAGAGGACUUUGCCCAAGAAAUACUUCGAGGAGAUCAGCAACAACAUC
Messenger RNA from Dryobates pubescens (Downy woodpecker), 1367 nucleotides. Its product is annotated as ATP-dependent 6-phosphofructokinase, muscle type-like. Gene Ontology annotation, cellular component: cytoplasm; 6-phosphofructokinase complex; membrane. Gene Ontology annotation, biological process: canonical glycolysis; fructose 1,6-bisphosphate metabolic process; fructose 6-phosphate metabolic process. The record is from RefSeq and is a predicted model, not a curated record. NCBI's taxonomy places the organism in Eukaryota, Metazoa, Chordata, Aves, Piciformes, Picidae. The annotation marks the transcript as partial. Gene Ontology annotation, molecular function: fructose-6-phosphate binding; 6-phosphofructokinase activity; monosaccharide binding. The transcript has 14 exons.